CUUUCAUUUCCUCAAUCGACAACGAGUGGAGGCGUUCGUUCGGUCGAUCGCUUGGUCACGUUCACGUCAUCUUUUAUCUUCUAAUGUCUGAUUUUUGCAUCCCACAUGCUUAGGGGUAACCGAAAUAAGAAAAAAUCAAAGAAUCCCAGAACCAGAAGAAAAGUACGAGUGAGAGUGACGGAAAUAAAUGUAAACUAGGAAGUGUGUGAACAAAGUUGAGGUAUCCCGUCCGGUUCGAUCUGGUAAAAGUCGGUUCAACUGCAAGUUCGAUACCCUUUCGUUUGAAUACCUUUGUUUUAACAUUUAGUGCUGUGGUAUAUACUUUCGUUUCGAUACGUUAUUUUGCAAGUUUUGUGUUUGAAAAGUUAAUAAGAAACACAAGCAACAAUGUCUGAAGAAUCAUCCGCUGAUCGCAACGUAGAAAUAUGGAAGAUUAAGAAACUCAUCAAGAGCUUGGAGAUGGCGCGAGGGAACGGUACAUCCAUGAUCUCGCUCAUAAUACCGCCGAAGGAUCAGAUCUCGCGCGUCUCCAAAAUGCUGGCCGACGAGUUUGGCACGGCGUCGAACAUCAAGUCGCGCGUGAACAGGCUGUCCGUGCUCGGCGCUAUCACGUCCGUGCAACACAGGCUAAAGCUGUACACUAAAGUACCACCAAACGGCCUGGUCAUCUACUGCGGCACGAUCGUCACCGAGGAGGGCAAGGAGAAGAAGGUGAACAUAGAUUUCGAGCCAUUCAAGCCGAUUAACACCUCGCUGUACCUCUGCGACAAUAAGUUCCACACGGAGGCGCUCACCGCCCUGCUGGCCGACGACAACAAGUUUGGCUUCAUCGUGAUGGACGGCAACGGAGCACUGUUUGGUACCCUGCAGGGUAAUACCAGAGAGGUGCUACACAAGUUCACGGUGGACCUGCCCAAGAAGCACGGCCGCGGUGGUCAGUCCGCGCUCCGUUUCGCCCGGCUGCGUAUGGAGAAGCGGCACAAUUACGUGCGCAAGGUGGCCGAGGUGGCCACACAGCUGUUUAUCAGCCAGGACAAGCCGAACGUGGCCGGUCUGAUUCUGGCCGGUUCGGCCGACUUCAAGACUGAACUGUCGCAGUCUGAUAUGUUCGAUCCGCGUCUCCAAUCGAAGAUCAUCAAGCUGGUGGACGUGUCGUACGGCGGCGAGAACGGGUUCAACCAGGCGAUCGAGCUCGCCGCCGAGUCGCUGCAGAACGUCAAGUUUAUACAGGAGAAGAAGCUGAUCGGCCGGUACUUUGAUGAGAUCUCGCAGGACACCGGCAAAUACUGUUUCGGCGUUGAUGAUACUCUGCGCGCUUUGGAGCUCGGCGCCGUCGAGACUCUCAUAUGUUGGGAGAACUUGGAUAUCCAGCGAUAUGUGUUGAAAUCUCACGCCACCAACCAAGAGACGAUCCUCCACUUGACGCCCGAACAGGAGAAGGACAAAUCGCACUUCACUGAUAAAGAGAGCGGCGUGGAACUCGAGCUGGUCGAGUGUCAGCCGCUGCUCGAGUGGCUGGCCAACAACUACAAGUCUUUCGGUGCGACCCUCGAGAUCAUCACGGACAAGAGUCAGGAGGGCAGUCAGUUUGUGCGCGGUUUUGGCGGGAUCGGCGGUCUCCUCCGCUACAAGGUGGACUUCCAAUCUAUGCAGCUGGACGACGAAGAGAUAGACAAUCUGUAUGAUAUUGACGAUUAUUAGACUAUAUUUUAAUUAUAACUGUUAAUAUUGCAAGUCGCAUCACUAGAGGUGCAUCACUACACGACCUCGAACUAAUGAGACUUAUCCAUGAUUUUAGGAUAAGUUAUUUCCGGGCAACACAGGUGGAGUUCUUUUUUAAUAAUAUAAUAAAUGAUAAAGGAGUUAUUGUUAACUGUUUUUGAAUCACGUAUGCUCGUAUCUCCGUCCCAUUUGGUUAUGACUAAUAGAAAUUUAUAUAUCUUCGGUGUAGUUGGCUAGUCUCUGUAAUAACCGGCCGCCAUAGACGGAAUCUUUGAACAAUUUUAAUAUUUUACCAACAUCCUGUACAUGUAAAUAACGUAUUUUUUUUUUUCAAAAUUAUAACGUUUUUUUUUU
Messenger RNA from Zerene cesonia (dogface butterfly), 2076 nucleotides. It is a transcript of the gene eRF1, whose product is annotated as eukaryotic peptide chain release factor subunit 1. The transcript has 9 exons. The coding region runs from base 388 to 1701 and encodes 437 amino acids. The record is from RefSeq and is a predicted model, not a curated record. Lineage: Eukaryota; Metazoa; Arthropoda; Insecta; Lepidoptera; Pieridae. Gene Ontology annotation, molecular function: translation release factor activity, codon specific; sequence-specific mRNA binding. Gene Ontology annotation, cellular component: translation release factor complex; cytosol. Gene Ontology annotation, biological process: cytoplasmic translational termination.